Molecule: messenger RNA, 777 nt
Organism: Penicillium paradoxum
Lineage: Eukaryota; Fungi; Ascomycota; Eurotiomycetes; Eurotiales; Aspergillaceae
Gene: asf1
Product: nucleosome assembly factor ASF1
Exons: 4
Coding region: 1-777 (258 amino acids)
Biological process (GO): nucleosome assembly; DNA replication-dependent chromatin assembly; nucleosome disassembly
Cellular component (GO): nucleus
Molecular function (GO): histone binding
Source: RefSeq, a predicted model, not a curated record
AUGUCCGUCGUCUCACUACUCGGGGUGAAAAACCUCAACAACCCGGCGCCUUUCACCGCCUCCUACCAAUUCGAAAUUACCUUCGAGUGUCUUGAGCAGCUCCAAAAGGAUUUGGAAUGGAAACUCACCUAUGUCGGUUCCGCCACUUCAUCCGAGUAUGAUCAGGAACUCGACUCCCUCCUUGUCGGACCCAUCCCCGUUGGAGUGAACAAGUUUAUCUUCGAGGCCGAUGCGCCAGAUGUGAAGCGCAUUCCUACUUCUGAGAUGCUCGGUGUCACCGUCAUCCUACUUACCUGCAGCUACGACGGCCGAGAGUUCGUUCGAGUUGGAUACUACGUGAACAACGAGUACGAUAGCGAGGAGCUUGCCGCUGAGCCCCCUGCGAAGCCCAUUAUCGAGCGCAUUCGCCGCAAUGUCCUCGCUGAGAAGCCCCGUGUGACUCGCUUUGCUAUCAAAUGCGGAGCGUACGGCGCCGAGGAGCGUGAGCUUGAGGCUGCGCUCCUCAAGGAGCUCGAGGAGUCUAACAAGCCCGCCGAGGGCGAUGACCAUGAAAUGGAUGGCGCCGACGCUCCUGCUGGCAAGGAUGAUGAUGAGGACGAUAUCUCCGAUGCCGAGAGUGAAGAUCUCGAGGCGGAGAGUGACGAUGAUGAGGAUGAUCUUGACGAGGAGGAGGGUGGUGAUGCCGAUGAAGAUGUCGAGAUGGGCGACGACGCCGAACACAAGGAUGAUGCUGCCAAGCCUACUCACCAGGCGCAGCCUGAGCUCAUGGUACACUAG